Pollicipes pollicipes is the source of this 1107-nucleotide messenger RNA. Its product is annotated as irregular chiasm C-roughest protein. Gene Ontology annotation, biological process: cell-cell adhesion. Lineage: Eukaryota; Metazoa; Arthropoda; Thecostraca; Pollicipedomorpha; Pollicipedidae. The coding region runs from base 1 to 1107 and encodes 368 amino acids. The transcript is spliced from 9 exons. Gene Ontology annotation, molecular function: cell adhesion molecule binding. The record is from RefSeq and is a predicted model, not a curated record. Gene Ontology annotation, cellular component: plasma membrane; cell-cell junction.
AUGCGGCGCCAGCCGCGGGACGUGGCCGCGGACGUGGGCCAGGAGGCGACCCUGCUCUGCGACGUGGACGCCAACCCGGCGCCCGAGGUCAGCUGGGUCAGGCGCGAGUGCGACGCCUGUCCGGAGCCGGUGGGCACCGGCCGCCGCCUGACGCUGGUCGCCUCCGCCGACACGGUUGGCCUCUACGAAUGUCGCACCUCGGGCGAGCACCACCCGGCCGUGUCGCGCCAGAUUCGCCUCUUCCUGGUGCACCUGGAGUGCAGCGUGGCGAGCGUGCCACCACCCACGGCCGUCACCUGGCUCUUCAACAACCAGCCCGUGCCGCUCGACGCCGGCCACUGCGCCGUGGUGGAGGAGGUCGUCGUGGGCGGCAUCCGCAGCUUGCUCGUGAUCCCCGACGCCCGUGAGGAGGACUUUGGCCUGUACAACUGCUCCGUCACCAACACCUACGGCACGGACUCGGCGCUCGUCAUCCUGGAGAAGCAGCGAGAGCUUCCGCUGCUCGUCAUCCUGACCAUCGUGAUUGGGGGCAUCAUCGUCAUCACCACCAUCAUCCUGGUGAUCAUCAUGUGCCAGCGUCAUCGCCGCCGUGCUAAGGACGUGCCGACAGAGCCAGUGGUGUUUGACAAGACGGUCAAGCCAACGGCGGACGCCAAUUCAUCGGGCUCCGACCUCAAGGUCGAGAUCCGCACGUCGUCGUCGGGAUCGGGUCAAGUAAUCACGGACCGCUGGGACGGCGCCCACUACCCCGGCCACCGCGCCCUCUACGAGCAGCACAGCGACGAGCGUGCCUUCCCGCCCUUCGACAAGGAGGCGAUGCCGCAGAACGGCACGGGAAUGUACCCUCCCUACGACCAGAAUGGCUACCUGCACAAGCCGGGCGGCCAGCAGCGCAUGCUGCACGCGAGCACGCCAAUUGAGUUCGGCGCCCGCCCUCCGGCUGACAGCCCGUCGCACAGCCAGCACUACUACGCCCACGAGAGCGUGGCACCGCCGCCGCAGCCGACCUACUACCCGCAGGAGACGAGUCUGUGCCGCGGCCAGCCGGCGUACUACGCGGCCCAGGACGUGCAGAUGAAACCGGGGACCAUGGCGACGCCCGUGUGA